CUUGGCGGCCGCUGAUUGCUGACAGUUUACAUCUGGUCGGUUCUUGCGGCGGUGCAUCGCCCUGCAGUUCUACGCAGCUGAUUGCUUGGAGGCAUUUUUUCCAGGACCCACGGCUGUCUUUGGAUCCGCGGAAAAAAAUAUCCACUGUUUGAGGAUGACGUCUACGCCUCCUAACUCGAUCUGUGAGGAGAACUUGACCGCUGUGCCAACGCUUUCUGGGCGGAUUCGAGCUUGAAUUCGAACUUGAGAAUUGUGUACCCAAUCGAUGCUCAGUGUGGUCGCGUUAUAAGCGACGAAGGACAUUAGUGAGCUCAAGGCGGGUCGGAACCCACAACGUACGUGUACGAUGGCGAGUGGAACCCAAACUUACCUCAUCACGAAAGACGAUAUUAUCAACGACGAUUCUUGGGUUGAACUCUACUAUGCGGCGUCGCAUCCCUCAACCCCCCCGAUCAUUCCACCUUAUCAGAUCGAGCAGCUAUUGCUAGAAGCUCAAAGAGAAUCGAAUCAAAGUUCGCUGAAAAAUUCCGGAUAUUGCUCACCGCGUACACCGAAAAGCCUCGCAAGCAAUCUGUCCAUGCAUGACGAUGCUCUGCCGCACAAAGACGCCGACCCGAACGAUUGGCUCUGGGACUGGAGUGGGAGACCCGACUCCGUAUCAGCCCGUGACCUGAAAUACGGUGCCAUCGGAAAAACAAACCUGUCCUUGAGACACUCUCGCAUGAUACGCAAAGGAGUUCUCUCGGAAAUGGUUCCCCUUUUCGUGAUGUCGAACAUCAUUUCCAUCAUAAUCGGGGCCGGAAUCGGGCUAUUCUUCGGGAAGCGGUGGAGCAACCGUGGCAUGUCAUUCAUAGGUCUCGAUUGAGAACACACAAGCGCGCCGGGCAUCGGAAGCCCUCCCGAUCGUUCACGGGAGUGUGGAACCUUGCCCCGCACCAAAGACGUCGUGAUGAUGAACAUAGAAUAGGGGAUCUUCUCUGGAUAGGUCAACUGGAUAGUCUUUCUACAUUUCUCGUUUCAUCUGAUUCCCUCGAUGAUGAAAUGAGCCUCACUCCCCAUGGAGUUCCGAUAAUUCUGGCAUUCGAGCAAGAGCCGAGUUUCGACACCAGCGAGUUUCCCAAGCAGAUGGAAGCUCUGAUUGUGCAACUUUGUUACUGUCCAGUCGGUGUCCAACAUGUAUUUAAUUUCGUCUGCCGAGCGCAGAUAUCACCGCUGUGUGGUUCAGUUCCGAGUUUAGAGAUUCAGAAGUCCGUCUCGGAUGCCCAAGGAUCCCCUGGAUUAUACAGCGUCAUUUUCAGCCGUGGAGUCUCUCAGAGUUAUGAUGAGAAGUUCAACCGGAGCUUCGUAUCCAUUCUAUUCUCGCAUAUCUACACCUACACCCCGAAAGUAACUCGUCUCGAUGAAGAGAUUGACGGGAAACGUUCCAGAAGAGACCGUUGCGAGCAAGCUUCUGUCGCUCAUGAACAACGGCAGAUUUUUCCCGAUAUUGAAAUCCGCGAACAUCGUGCGAGGUUCGCAUGGUGUACAUACUCUUCUUCGUCUGGUAAUGGUAAUUGAUCUAGAAAAGACAUUAGUGAAAUUCGUGGUUUUGAAGCGACAACUCGCUGAUCAGUCGAGUUGAAUCGAAUGGUAUCGCUCGAUGGGGCGAUACCAUGGGUUGACUUGCAGUGCCAUCACCGAAACUGGGAGACAACUCCAGGAGCUACAUCGGAACGAAAUCGCUCCGAUGAAAAAAUUCACAGUGCGAAAUCGAUCAAAAUGGAAGGAAAAUCGAGUCUAUCAAUUUUUCGGCUUCAGCUCGACGUGCGGCACGCGCAUAUCAAGUACUCGAGAUGUACAUUAAUCUGUGGGAUAGACGAGCGAGAAAAGCUCAGCAUUCGUGCAUAAACAAGGAAUCUGGGUCUCAAUGACCCGGAUUGCGGAGCGAAAAGAGAAAAAAAUCGAAGAUUUUGUGCACGAGAACAGCAUUCAUUCGAAUGAUCGCUUGCUUCCUCUCAUCGUAUAAAUACUGGAUAUCCAUAUUCUACAUCUACUACUGUGCGACUAUAAGUGCAACGUUUAAUACCCAAUAAAAACAAUUUGUACUAUUUCACGGAA
Messenger RNA from Galendromus occidentalis (western predatory mite), 2097 nucleotides. RefSeq names its product BCL2 interacting protein 3 (gene BNIP3). The coding region runs from base 347 to 865 and encodes 172 amino acids. Lineage: Eukaryota; Metazoa; Arthropoda; Arachnida; Mesostigmata; Phytoseiidae. The transcript is spliced from 4 exons. Gene Ontology annotation, cellular component: mitochondrial outer membrane; nucleus; mitochondrial envelope. Gene Ontology annotation, biological process: positive regulation of apoptotic process; mitochondrial outer membrane permeabilization. The record is from RefSeq and is a predicted model, not a curated record.